Messenger RNA from Podospora anserina S mat+, 513 nucleotides. RefSeq lists its product as uncharacterized. The transcript has a single exon. Bases 1 to 513 code for a protein of 170 amino acids. NCBI's taxonomy places the organism in Eukaryota, Fungi, Ascomycota, Sordariomycetes, Sordariales, Podosporaceae. The record is from RefSeq and is a predicted model, not a curated record.
AUGGUGGACAGCCUCAUAACGAGCUCCGUUGGCAAAAGCAGUCGAUACGGGCCUUUUGUUACAGUUUCCUCUCGUGUUCAACGCCUCGAACCAUCAAGGAAGCCGUUAGCCGGAGUCAGAAUAACAGUCAAGGACAUGUUCAAUGUCAAGGGGCUCACCACAUCACUGGGAAGCCGUGAAUAUUUAGCCCUUAGCAAACCAGCCACGGAGACAGCACCAGCUAUUCAGAAGCUUAUAGAUCAAGGCGCCGAGAAUGUCGGUCUUUCGAAGAUGUGUUCAAUGGUUCUACUGCAGCACCCGCCCCACUGUGUCGAUUUUGCGGCACCGUUCAACCCUCGUGGACAUGGUUACCAAUCCCCAUCAGGAGGAAACAGUGGACAGGCGGCGGCCAUAGCAGCAUACGAGUGGCUGGAUAUUGCAGUGGGAACAGACUGUAAGGCGCUAAUAAGUGCCUACCUUGUCUUCCCUGCUUCAACCACGCAGUUCGACGUUAGGCUAGUGAUGACCAGGUGA